GCACGGCUACGGGCAGUGGAGUGACAUCAUCAAUGACGAUAAAUUGGGCCUCGCUGACGUGGCAUGCGCUGAGCUGUCGCUGCCACCCGUCCCGCCGCGCAACAUGAUUGGCCUUACCCUCGAGGACAUCCCGGCCGUUCCACCUGCCCCAUCGCCUGCCCAACCCACCAAUCCUGGUGUUGCAACCACCAAACCUGCUGAUGCGCCCACCAACCCUGCUGAUGCACCUACCAGACCUGGUGCUGUGACCAUUAAUGGUGGGGAUGCCAUGGGUGAGACGGCAUGUGUUAGGGAGGAGAGGAGGGCAGAGAGGAAGGCAGCAGAAGCGAAGGCAGCAUCAGCGCAAGAGGGUGCUGAGGGGGAUGGCAUGACUGCGGGUGUGAAAGCUGAAGCAGGUGCUGCUGCGGGUUCACAUGGUGCUGAGGGUGGUGCUAUUGGUGUGUGUCCCAUGUAG
Closterium sp. NIES-65 is the source of this 454-nucleotide messenger RNA. The record is from the annotation of a GenBank genome assembly. Lineage: Eukaryota; Viridiplantae; Streptophyta; Zygnematophyceae; Desmidiales; Closteriaceae.